Messenger RNA from Fundulus heteroclitus (mummichog), 5672 nucleotides. RefSeq names its product DENN/MADD domain containing 3a (gene dennd3a). Gene Ontology annotation, cellular component: cytoplasmic vesicle. The coding region runs from base 209 to 4003 and encodes 1264 amino acids. NCBI's taxonomy places the organism in Eukaryota, Metazoa, Chordata, Actinopteri, Cyprinodontiformes, Fundulidae. The transcript is spliced from 30 exons. Gene Ontology annotation, biological process: regulation of Rab protein signal transduction. The record is from RefSeq and is a predicted model, not a curated record. Gene Ontology annotation, molecular function: protein binding.
GAUCGUUGCGAAAUCUGUUUGACAAACCAGCGGCAAACUGGUGAGCGUGUCUGAAAGAUUAAGAAUCACGGCGUACAGUAAAGUUUCAGGGGUUUUGUUUGAACGGCUUUAUGACCGCGAACUGGAGCUGUGCUAACAAGCGAACCAACCAUCCGAACCGAAACCAGUGGGAAUGAUCGAGUAACACAAGUGUGUGAACUUCGAGGGGAUGGCGGAGCUCCCGUUUGGGCUCCUGGAGGCCUGUGUUGUGGUAGGCGCUCCCAGCGAUAAGCUUCGAGAGCUGCACCAACACAUUAGGUCAAAUGAUCUCCCCCUGCUGGAUCCUGAGGUACUGCAGGUCCACGCGCCACCGUUUGUCUCCAAAGAGGCUAACGUGAACGUGAUCGGUCCUGCUUUCAGCCACGUGCAGCGGAGAAGAAGUUUCAUUAAGAAGAAACGGCCAGAUCGUGCUGCAGAAAGGGGUUCUAAUGAAGAUUCAGGCACCCGUGUCGAAACAUCGCCGGCAAUCAGUGUUCCAAAAGAUCUGGACCUCAUCGCUUUGCCUCAGCUCUGUUUCCCCGGUGGUCUUGAGCUAGCCAGCGAGCAGAAAGACGACGCUUAUCACUUUCUGGUUUUUACCGACCUGUUUGGCAAUCGAACCCAUGGAGUUGUGGUGCAGUACCACAGAGCUGUCCAGGAGGGGUCUUUACAGAAUGGCUGUCGAUGGAAUGCGCCCAAGUCUCGUCUGUACGCUCCCUUUGCUGUGUGCAUCAUCUCUAAGUUCCCCUACUACAACGCCCUGAAAGACUGCUUGUCAUGUCUCCUGGUGCAGUUGCGGACUGCAAGACAAGCUGAUCUCGAAGAGACAAUCAAGGAGUUUUCAGCCAAGCUGUCCCUUAUUCCCUUACCACCUCCUGGACAGCUGAAUGUGUCCUUCAGCCUACGGCCUCUUCAAGUGGUUCUCCCGUCCAGGGACGAUCAGGACAGCCCCAUUAUUGACAUCGACCUUCACCUUCCGCUUCUGUGUUUCUCUCACAAGACGCUGCUCCAGGUGCUCUCUGGCCUUCUCCAAGAGCAGAGGAUUGUCCUGUUCUCCUCCGACUGGGCCAGAUUAACCCUGGUGGCAGAGAGUCUGCUGUUGUACCUGCAUCCGCUGUCCUGGCAACAACCUUACGUUCCUGUCUUGGCCCGGGGAAUGUUGGACUUCCUGAUGGCGCCGACCGCUUUCCUGAUGGGCUGUCAUGCUAAUCAUUUUGAUGACAUUGCUGCUAUGCAAGGGACAGAGGACCUCGUCCUGGUGAAUGUGGAUGAUGGCAGCAUUCGGACAUCGCAGAGUGAAACCGACGACCUACCUACCAUGCCUCAGGAUGUAGCCGAGUGCUUUAUUUCAAGGGCCGAGUGCUUACAGCUUCAUUACGAUUUGGAGCUGUGCCACCUCGGAGCAGGCACGGAUGUAAACACCCUUCGUUCCCAACGCAGAGGCUGGCAGAGAAAACUCAACUCCAUGAUACAAAAUAUCGCUCUGGAAUUAGUGGUCAACAUUUUCAGAGGGGUCCAGGACUUUUUAAACCACGAACACAGAGUUUUUAACAGCGAGGAGUUUCUCAGAACGAAGGAGCCAGAGGACCAGCUGUUUUACAAGAAAGUAUUAGAAACGCAUAUCUUUCACUCGUUCCUGCGCGACAGGCUGAACAAGAAAUGGGACUCCUUCAGCCGCAUGGAGCAGAUGACACAGAGCCACGCGGCCAGGAAUGCCGCAAUGACUGUGUUUCCACGCCGCCCUCCGAUGUAUGAGCUGUCCAGGACGGGCUACAACCGCUACACCAGUCCUAACCCCAGACUAAGCAAGAGGCUCGGAGCCAGUCUGCCGAAUCUCGUUGAACCCAUGGUUGAAUCUGUCAUGUCGAACGCAGACAGACAACUCUCCGUUCGGAAGAUUAGUCCCGAUAGCGGGUUGAAGUUUCUUCAGAAACCUUUGAAGGUGUUCCGUCUCCCAGAGUUCCCGCCGCCGCUGGCGUAUCAUUACGUUCAGAACUAUUACUCUGACAUGGUCUCUUCACUGGGGAAGGCUAUUAGUGCGACACCACCUGAUGAAUCUGCUCUGUUGGCCAGAUACCAUUACCUGCGGGGUUUGGUGAACACUGUGUCCAACAGGCGCCUGGAUGCCUUGGAGGAUUUUUAUAGUCUUUUCAAGACCGACGCAGACAUCUUCCCUACUCAGAUGGUUAAGUCUCUGGUGGACUCCCUGCCAGACGGUGAAUGGGUGCAGGCUGACAGAAGGCCGGAGCUCAAACGCCUGAUCACUCAGGUGAAGAGGGAAGAGGAGCGGGAGCGAGCGACCCAGGGCACGGGGCAGGACGAAGAAGCUGUAAAGCGUUUCCAGCUGCCGAAAAAAUACAUGCACUUGGAGGAAUUUGUGAAAUGCGUGCAGGAGUCUGGCAUCGUAAAGGACCAUGGAACCAUUCACCGACUAUUUGAUGCUCUAACUGUGGGUCACCAGAAGCAGGUCAGUCCAGACUUAUUCCGAGUGUUUUACACCAUCUGGAAGGAGACGGAGGCCGAGGCUCAGGAGGUGUAUCUGCCAGCAUCUGUGUUGGAGCACAUCGAUGCCACCGAGUGCGUCUUCAAGCUGUCCUCCUCGGUCAAGACGAGCCGUGGUGUGGGGAAGAUCGCCAUGACGCAGCGGCGCCUCUUCCUGCUGACCGACGGACGGCCGGGAUACGUGGAGGUGGCCCAGUAUCGAGACUUGGAGGAGGUGAGAGUUUCCUCGGCUCCCUUCUUGCUUCUACGGAUCCCCGGCCUGAAGAUCCGUGUUCAAGGCAGGAAGGAGACGUUCGAGGCGAACCUGAAAACUGAAACUGAGCUUUGGAAUCUGAUGAUCAAGGAGAUGUGGGCGGGGCGACUUAUAGCUGACCGACACAAGGAUCCACAAUACUUGCAACAGGCUCUGACCAACGCCUUGUUGAUGGACGCUGUAGUGGGCAGCCUUCAAAGCAGUAAGGCUAUAUAUGCUGCUUCUAAACUGGCUCAGUUCGACCGUAUGAAGCUGGAAGUUCCAAUGAUGGUUCCCUCAACAACUGCCGAGUUGCUGAAGCAUAAAAUAAACCCUUCAUUGAAUCUUCCUGCACCCCAGGCUGUAGAUGUGUUGUUGUACACACCAGGUCAGUUAUGGGUGUCUGUGGGUGGAGGAAAGGUGAUGGUCUUUGAUGCCUCCACCUGGUCCCUCAUACAAACUUGUCAAGUUGGGAAUGCAAGACUGAACUGUAUGCUGGGCGUUGACAGAGACCAGGUCUGGAUGGGCUCUGAGGACUCUGUCAUCUACAUCAUUAGCGUGGUGUCCUUGGUCUGUAAUAGACAGCUGACUGAGCACAGGGCAGAGGUCACCGGACUAGCACUGGACAACGGAAAAUACAGCAACACGGUGGCGUACUCCUGCAGUGCAGAGGGAACGGUCAUGGUGUGGGAAGUCUCGGCUCUACAGGUGAAGAGAACUUUUCGUCUCUCCUGCGAUCGGCUGCAGUCUGUCUACAACUGUGGAGGAGCUCUCUGGUGUUGCUCCAGGGAUGGUAUCAUGGAGGUGGGGAGGACAGGUGUGGUAAAGCAGCAUAUAAAUCUGCAUGAACCACAAAGAGUCACGUAUUGCGCCGCUCUGGUCCUGCCUGAGAGCGGGGAGCUUUGGAGCGUGUGUGUCGACUCCGCGGAGGUGUACAUUUGGCACUUGAAGAACACCACCAAACCUUUCUGCCGCGUGAUGCUGCAGGACUGCAGUGGAUGUCACUGCAUAAUUCAAGUCAAAAACCAGGUGUGGGUCGGAGGAAUGGGCCGUAGUUCUGUCAAAGGGAAAAUUUACAUCCUGGACACGGAGCGCUACGAGGUCCUGAAGGAGCUCCACGGCCACAUGGACAAGGUGACGGCGCUCUGCUCGGCCGAGGACCGCUACGUCCUGAGCGGAGCCGGCAAACACGACGGGAAGAUCGCCAUCUGGAAGGUGGAGGAAAGGGGGCUGGACUCGAGCAAUUGUUAGCGCCGCUAAAUCCAAUCCGGGGCUUUCUUCGGAACCACAAAGGAGGACGAAAAUGAAGGGAAGCUCAACAGAGACAGGGAGACUAUCUGUGAAUGAAGGAAUUUUAUGUGAAGCAUCAAGUUUACACGUAGGCUCAGCGAGCGUGACGCUUUACAUGCCAAUGAAGACUUGUUAGCGCAAUGCUAACGCAGCUGACACUUUGUUUUAAGGAUUUUAGUAAAGAUGAAGGAUGAACGACUGAAACUCAAAUCCCGCUGAUGGUUCUGACCGCGAAGGGUCUCGCUGGAGUUUACAUACGUGUUUGUUUCUGUAGGGCCACACGUAUGCAAUCUGAGGAGAUCAUGUGACUCGGCUUCACCUCACGCCGUGAGCUUGACGUGAAGGUCCGCGGCGCGCGGGAGUCACGCUACCAUGAAAACACAGCCGAGGUUGUGGAUUUCGCCCGCACCGUGGGAAAGACCCACCAGGAGUUUGUUCUGACGGAAGCCGGGCUUUAAUACCCAGGAUGCAUGGGGAUGGGAACCGGAGUCGGCCAGUAGCUGGACACGGGAGCGUCUUGAGAACCCGAGCUAACUCCUGCCGCAGUGCCUUAGAAAAGUGUUCAUACGCCUGGAGCCGUUUUCACGUGUUUUCACGUUACAACCACAAACGCCAAUGUCGUUGAUUUUCAAAAUGGAUGGAACCGCAUCCCUGGUGGACAAAAUGUUCCUCCUUCUCUUUGCAAAAUGAAUAAAGUGCGCCUUGGAGCAGGAACGUUCAACUCUUGCCACAAAUUCUUAACUUACUGUAGAUCUUUACUUUGACUAGGCCACUCCAACACACGAUCUAAAUCAUUCUGUUAUAGAACUGGCCGUGUGUUUAGGACCAUUGGUCUAUCCAAAUGUGAACCUUUUGAAAGCCAUAACAGGUUUCCCUCCAGGCUCGCCCUGUAUUUUGGCUUCAUCUUCCUAUCAACUGUGGCCGGCUGAAGAGAAGCGUCCCCUCACCACCAUGCUGAGGUGGCCAGGAAUAUCUAUUAAUUAGGUGACUUCUGAAGGCAAUUGGUCGUACUUUAUUUUAUUUUACUUUAUUUAGAGAAAUCAGGGGGAAAAAAAAGGGGAGCUGAAUACAAGAACACACGACCAUCUUCAGAUUUUUCACAGUAUAACCAUGGAUUAGUUUGUAUUGGUUUAUGAAAUGAAAUAAAAUAAAAAUAAAUACAUUGAAGUUUGUGGUUGUAAUGUGACAAAGUAAGUUAGAAGAUAUUUUACAGGGCAUUGUAAAAGUGGAAUAAGUAGAAAACAUAGUUGUCUCUUAAUUUUUUUUCUUCUUUUUUUUCUUAUUUAUUUUCCUGCAAGGCUUUUGACAUGCUUUGCUCGUUUUAGUUCCUAGUUGAAAAGGCUAAAAAAGGACAAUUUGCUGACAUUUUUUUAUACAUAUAUAUUAUAUGUUGGUAAACAUGCCUGUAGAGUUAUUUACAUGUUGGAAUAUACAUUUAAAUUCAUGUCAGCUGUCAUUUAUUCUCUCGCGCCAUUUGAGAUUAUAUUUUUUCUAUUUAUGUGCCGUUGGUAAUUGAGGAACACAGUUCUAUUUAUAUGUGUAUUUUGAAUUUUACUGACUUUUUAAAAAUAUCGCCAAGAAAUGUUAUGACCAAGACUGUUAUUACAAAUUAUUAAAAUUUUUAACCAUU